AUGAUUAUAACUGGUGCCACAAGUGGGAUUGGCAAAGGAGCGGCUUUGGAAAUGGCCAAAAGGAAGUGGAGUCUGGUUUUGACUGGUCGAAACGCUGAAGCAAUGAAAGAAAUUGCUGAAGAAUGCAAAAAGUUGGGAGCUGAAAAGGUAUGGAUAAUAUAAUAUUCUUAUCUUUUAAUACCUGAUUUAGUUUGCAUAUUUACUCUUUAUCUACUGAAGCAUGCUGAAUAUUUUUUAUAUAAUUAUAAUUAAAACUUAUAAAGUCAAUUUAUUGGUUGGAAUCUAAAUUUUGUUGUAAAGGAAUGUCAUUUUAGGUAACAUAUUUGUAAAUAAUGUACUUUAGGUAACAUACACUCUCGGAGACCUGACUGAUCCAUCUGUGGCUAAGAAGAUAGUAGAUCAUGCUUUGAAAGAGUUUGGAAAGAUAGAUUGUCUGGUGAACAAUGCUGGUAUGUUAGUUACAGGUAAUCUUGAGGAAGCCAAAGAUGAUUUGACUGACUUCGAUGCUCAAAUGGAAGGAAACGUCAAAACGUAAGUUGAGGGUUGUUAAAAUAAAUUUAAUAUAUGAAUAUGUAUACGGUUGAAGGAUUGCUUCGACAGUGAAUUAAAUAGAACAGAGUUAUCUCUGUCUAUAGAGGACUGGGGACAGUCUAUUGUGUUAUAAGAUAACAUUUACAGAGUAGUCCGACUGACCAAAGUAGCUCUGCCACAUAUUAUUAAGUCAAAAGGUACCAUUGUAAACGUGAGCAGUGUUUGUGGUACUAAUUCAACACCAGCUGCUUUCUACUACUGUAUGUCAAAGAGUGCUCUGGAUCAAUUUACAAAAUGUUUGGCUAUGGAAUUGGCAGGGAAAGGUGUGAGAGUCAAUUCUGUUAAGUAAGUUGAUAAGUUUAUACAGAUUUUAUUUUAAGAAUUUAAACAUAUUUUAUUUUUAAAAUGAGGUGCGUUACUAUUCCUUCAUGUUUUCAGUCCCGGCGUGAUUUACAGUGAAAUUCAGCGACGUUCUGGGCAAUCUGAAGACACAUAUCAAAAGGUAACUUUAUUUUUGUGCAUUGGGUGGGCAUGUUAUCCCUGGUUGGAAAAUAUAUACAAAAUCUUUAUCGCAAAGCUAAAUGUGAUUUUUUCAAAAAAAAAUUAUUUUAACUGUAGUUGUUUUACCUUACAGUACCUCGAGCGCAGUAAAUUAACUCAUCCAAUGGGCCGCGUUGGAUAUCCUGAAGAGACGGCAAAGGCCAUAGCUUUCCUGGCUUCAGAUGACUCUUCUUUUACUACUGGCGAGCUUCUGAAAGUUGAUGGUGGAAGAGCCAUCUACACUUUUGACUAA
Bursaphelenchus okinawaensis is the source of this 1324-nucleotide messenger RNA. The record is from the annotation of a GenBank genome assembly. Lineage: Eukaryota; Metazoa; Nematoda; Chromadorea; Rhabditida; Aphelenchoididae.